Eupeodes corollae is the source of this 1448-nucleotide messenger RNA. RefSeq lists its product as uncharacterized. The coding region runs from base 55 to 1197 and encodes 380 amino acids. The record is from RefSeq and is a predicted model, not a curated record. NCBI's taxonomy places the organism in Eukaryota, Metazoa, Arthropoda, Insecta, Diptera, Syrphidae. Gene Ontology annotation, cellular component: extracellular region. The transcript has 4 exons.
AAACUUAAAGAAGUGCGCUUUGAAAGUUAAGUUUUAUAUUAUAGUUUCCAAAUCAUGUCGAACAGUCGGAUAUCAGUUUUUCAGGCGGGCCUAUUUGCUUUGGUUGUUAUCCUUCAGAGUACUUUGACUUACUCGAAGUGUUCACUGGCCGAAUUGACAUUUCAAUUGGGUGGUAAUAAUCUUUUGUGGCCAUGUUCAUCGACGAAAAAUAUUUACAUUCAGACGGGUCGAUAUGUCCCGAGAAAUGUUAUUGCAACCCGGACGCAAAUAUUGGGGGAUACAGCGUUUGUGGCAUUGCCACGCUACAAACAAGGUGUACCAUUUACCUUGGGUAAGGUUGAUUUGAAGAAGGGUGAAUGUUUGCCACCAAUAGCGCCGUAUCCAUGCUGGGCCAUUCAAGAGGAAGGCAAUUGUGCAGCGUUGCAAUCGGUUGUGGAUAUUUUUGUUGAUCACAAUGGCAUUCUCUGGGCUUUGGAUGUUGGUAUUGUCAAUACAUUGGAACAACCCAUCCGAAGGUGUCCACCAAAAAUUGUUGCCAUUAACACGUUGGAUAAUAAAGUUGUCAAGAGCAUCGAUUUGUCACCUAUCGUAACACCAGAAUCACGACCUCAAUUUAUGGCCAUCGAUUACUCCAAGGACAAUAAGCCUUUUGUAUAUGUCGCUGAUGCUGGAACUCGAAGUAUUCUAGUCUAUGACGUGAUUGGAGCCAAAGCAUUCCGUGUUGUAUUACCUAAAGCAGCAGCACCCAUCAAUGACGUCCUUUAUAUUGCUCUUGCCGUUAAGCCAUGUGGUGCUGCAACUAUGUUCCUUACCUUCCUCAGCUCACCUCGGAUUUAUUCAAUAAAAACUCAUUACUUGCGUGUGGGACAAGGUGCUGGAGCUGUUGUAGAUGUUGGUCCAAAACCCUAUGGCAAGCCCUUAGUAUUUCUAGGCACAGAUGGUGGAGCUUCUUUAUUCUUGAGAUUCAAGGGUGAGAAUGACAUCUAUAUGUGGGAUUCAGCAACGUGUUUUAAGAUGGCUAAUUUGGUUGAAGUGCAGAAUGGGGGCGAUUGUCGUCUAUCUACUCAGGUUGUGCCAGGACAUAAAAAGUUUAUGUGGGCACUGGAAAGUAAUUUCCAUGACUUCAUAGCAGAUACGGCAGGAUGUAAUGGAGCUUCUAUUGUCUUGCAUCCGGUUACGAAAGAUCUUCCUGAAUGAUGUUCUCUGGUAGCGCAUUGAGAACAUUAUGUAUUAGUUGUACUAUACUUAUUAUUUUUUCUUAUUUAUUAUUAUAAGCAUCGCAUGUUCUGAAUGUAGAACAAGAAAAAUAAAACAAUUUGUCUGCUCCAAAAAUUCACAAAACAAGUCAGAUAAAAUAAUAGAACUGCAAUGGACUCAUUGUUACGGAGACAUAAAAUUUGUAUAUUAUUAAGAAUGUAUUAUUAUUUACAAAAUACAAUAAAGAUGAA